AUGAAUAAUAAAUGUGAGUUAAUUAUCUAAGAGAAUGGACUAGAAAUAGAAAGAAGUCUUGAUCAUUCAAUCAUAAGAAGUCCUCAAGCUGAACAAUUAAUAAGUUCAUCAAAUAAAUAAACUUUGUUGAAAUUCGAUAGUUCAUUUGCUUAAGAGUCAUUUCAAAAAAGAAAGGACUCAUUGUCGUCUUAGAAUCUAACAGAUAAGAAUUAAAUGAUUACUACAAUAGCUAGAUAAAAACAAUUUUCCAAAUUGCUAAUAUAUUGCCAUUCUAUGAAAUUUGCCAAUAGACUGAUUUCACUCAUAAAACCAUGCUCGAAGUUUUCUAUUGAAUAAUUUAAUAUGAUUAAUGAUAAGGCAUCGUUUUUUAAUAAUAACUUAUAAACUAAAAAAUAAACUACUAAACAUUUUGUUUAACAAAAUUUAAGAGCUAUUGAUUUUUAAUUUAGAUGGCGUUUAUAAUUAAGAAAGUUUAAAAAAAGAUUAUUUGAAUAUUUUCACUAUCAGUAUUAAUAAAUACCAUUAAUUGAACCUGAGAGUCAGAAGCUUUUUAUUUGGGAUAUUUUAUUGAAUGUAAUCAGAAUCUAUUUGAUUAUUUCGAUUCCAAUUAUUAUGGUAUUUUAAAAUCAGCAAUUGGAAUUUAAAAACCGAAUAAUGAUUCUAUUUUCAAGUGUUCUACUUUUGAUGGAUCUAUUUCUAAGGUGUAUUACUAUUGUAUAUGAUAAAGGAUAUCCUGUUGAUAACCGCUAUCUUUUAAUUAAAAGACAGAUAAAGUUGAGCAACUUGUUUGAAGUUUGUAGCAUUGUUAUUGGAAUAUAUUUGUCAAUAAUUUUUAGUGAUCCUGCAUUUAAUUCCUCAAUUUUGGAUCAAAAUGGUUGGAUUAAAUUACUCUUAAUAUUAUUUUUGAUUCAAAUCAAGAAUGUAGUCAAAUUUAUGAACAAUAUCUAAUAUUAUUAUAAGCCAAAUAAGGAAAUGUCAUCUGUGAUAGACCUGAUAAAAUUAGUAGGUUUAAUCUUGCUAAUAUAACAUUUAUGUUCAUGUGUAUGGUAUAGAUAAUAAUGUUAUUAGGUUGAUCAUUGGGAUUAAUUAAAUAUCACAACAUCACUAAACUUGGAUUUAUAAGGUUUACCUUGAAAAUUGGGAUGUUCAAUAUUUGGAAGCAUUCUAUUUUAUGAGUGUAACAAUGUUUACUGUUGGAUAUGGUGAUAUUAAUCCCUAAAAUUCAUUAGAGAAAGUGUUUUGUAUUUGCUAUAUGUUUCUCUCUACUUUAUAAUUAUCUUAUUCAGUAAAUACCAUAGGAGCCAUUCUUACGUUACUAAAAGAGAAGAAUGAGAUAUUCAGAUAGAAGAUGACAUGCAUGAAUGAAUUUUUAAAGGAUAAGAAUAUAAGCUAGUAAUUGCAGUAUAAGUAGACUUGCAAUAUAUUUUAGGAUUCGAGAGUUCUGCACUUUCUAUUGGGAAUAAGAUAUAAUAUAAAAGAAAAAUGAAUAGCAAUUAUUAAUUAAGGAGUUGCCUGACGAAUUAUAAUAUUAGCUCAAAUUAGAAUAGGCUAGAUAACUUGUCAAUAAGUGCUCAUUUUUUAAGUAACAUUUUGCAAAAUCUACCAUUUAAUACAUCAUUUAAAGAGUUCAAUUUACCUCCUUCUAACCAGGAACAAUCAUUUAAAUUACUCCCUCUAACAAUGGUGUAUUUGUGAUUGAGAGAGGGAAUAUAGAAGUACUAUAAAAUAAAGUAUUAUGCUAUUUUUAUAUAGACCAAAAUUUCUGACUUAAAGGACUUUGAUCAAUUUGGAUUUUAAGAAUAUAUUAAUAAUCAAUAUAAUCUUGAUAUUACUUAUUAAACAACUACAUAUACAAGUGUUUUAUGUAUCCCUUAUUAAAUUUUAACCAAUGCCAUUAAAAAAAGCAAGAGUGAUUUUGAAAAGAUUUAGAUCAAGAAAUAGAUAACUAAAUUUCAUUAUUGCUAUAUAUGCAAAAGCACAAAGCAUUCUUUCGAAUCAUGCAAAUUAGUACAUUAUGUGGCUGACAAAGAGAAAUCAAUUAAAACCUAUUUACUGGUUGAUAAUCAACCCAGAUUUAAAGUUAAAAGAUCAAAUAGAUUAUAAAAAUUUCGAAUCAUGACUGAAUUAGAGAGUCUAGAAACAUCUUGCAAAUUAAUCUAAUAGGAAUUUGAAAAGGAAAUUGAACAAUAUUUCCCAGAACUCACCUAUGAAGCAUUAAUUAAGCCCUUAAACUCUAGCCAAAAAAUAUUUGAGUCUCCAAAGGAUAAUGAAGUUUAUCGGCCAUAAAAAUAAAAUUAUUUACUUGAAACUAUAAAAACUAGCUAAGGUAGAACUUAUGAUAAAUUCUGCAAUAAUCUCUCAUUAACUUUUCGUAAUAAUCAAGAUAUCUCGCCAUUUAUCAAAGAACCAGAUAUUUUAAAGGACCUUCAAUUAAAAAUGAUCAAUAUCCAAAAAUACCCUUAAAAAUAAUAAAUAGAAUUAUUCAUCUUAUACAAAACUCUUGAAAACUAGAGUUAAGCUGAUUUAGAAAUAGUAAAUUUUGAGAUCGUUAAGAAAUUCAGAAAAUUUGACAGGUUUUGGAAUAUUAGUAAUGUUAUUGAAUAAUUAAAUUGCAAAUAUGAACAUUCAAGACUAUAUUUAGAUAUUAUAAAAAGACUUAGCAAAUAUUUACUGUUCCCUCUUGACUUUAUUAAUCUUUUUAAAAGAGAUUUACUGAAACAAAGAGCUGAAAGUUAUCAAAAUAGAAAAAUUAAAGAUUCUGAUGAUGAAAAAAGUGAUAACAAAAUAAUAAGUAAUCAUUCAACUUAUUUUUAGGUCCAUUUAGAAAAUUUGAAAGAAGGAAAGCUCUAAUUUAUCCAAAAUCUCUUACUUUUAAAUGA
Molecule: messenger RNA, 2879 nt
Organism: Paramecium octaurelia
Lineage: Eukaryota; Ciliophora; Oligohymenophorea; Peniculida; Parameciidae
Source: the annotation of a GenBank genome assembly